AGUGGAAAAAGUGUUCCUUAAGUCAUUAUUUGUCCUUGAGCGUAAUAGGGAUUUCCAAAAUCGGAAGCCUGAGCUCACUGUUGCAUACUUUUACUUGCUGGGCUCAGGAUACAAUGGCAUUGGCAGAUAAUUGACUUAGCCAGAGCAUUUUGCCUUGGAUGAUUAUAGAUUGUUGUAUCUGAAGUUCCUGUUCAGAAAAUUGCAGCCUGAAUUGUAGGAUGGUUGAGUCUGCUGCACCAGAUGAAGCCACCAUGGUGGAAGUCAAAUUAAGUGAUGAUGUGGCUAUACAUCCAGGAGAAAAGCUCGGACAACUGGAACAGAAGAGUUACGAGAACUUGGUAAAAAAAAAGAAAUCUCUUCGAGCCCGUUAUGCUUAUGGCAUGGUUUUCUUGAUAAUAAAUCUUACAGCUUGGUUCUUUCGUGACUAUGGAGAAAAGAUUCUCCCUUUACUUCACUAUUCAAAAGCAUGUAGAGUUGGACAAACUGGUUGCUUUCACUCGCUCGGUGUUCUUCGUGUCAGUUUAGGAUGCUUUAUAUUCUUUUUCGGAAUGUUUCUUACAACAUGUAACACGAAGAAGUUGCAUCAAGCCCGCAACCAAUGGCAUUCUGGAUGGUGGGCUCUGAAGUUUGUUAUACUGAUUAUCUCCUUGGUGAUUCCAUUCUUUGUCCCGUCCGAUUAUAUUCAAGUUUAUGGUGAAAUUGCUCGCAUUGGCGCGGGGAUAUUUCUUCUUCUCCAACUUGUAAGUGUUAUUGAGUUCAUCACGUGGUGGAAUGACUACUGGAUGCCUGAUGAGAAAAAGAAACAUAGCUGCUCUCUGGGAAUAUGCAUGUCAACCUUAUUCUACAUUGGUUCAGUUUGCGGGAUUGUUUUGAUGUUUGUGCUCUAUGCCUCUAAGGCAUCCUGCACUCUCAACAUAUUCUUCAUCUCCUGGACAGGAAUUUUGCUAGCCGUAAUGAUGUUUAUAUCCUUGCAUUCUAAGGUGAAUAGAGGUCUUUUGUCUUCAGGGAUUAUGGCUUCUUAUAUUGUUUUCCUUUGUUGGAGUGCUAUCAGAAGUGAACCAGCUACUGCUAAAUGUAGCCCUCAGACCCAAGAUAGCGGACAUGGAGGUUGGACAACUGUAAUUGGCUUUUUUAUAGCUGUUUGUGCAAUUGUCAUGGCAACUUUUUCCACUGGAAUUGAUUCACAAACCUUUCAGUUUCGUAAAGACGACAUUCAAUCGGAGGAUGAUAUCCCAUAUAAGUAUGGCUUUUUCCACUUGGUGUUCUCCCUGGGGGCCAUGUACUUUGCAAUGCUAUUCAUCAGUUGGAAUCUAGAUAGCUUGACAAAAAGAUGGUGCAUUGAUGUUGGCUGGGCUAGUACAUGGGUGAAGAUCAUCAAUGAAUGGUUUGCAGCCACAAUAUACUGUUUCCAACAGGAGGAAUGACAGAUUUGCAUGCCACCAUAAAAUUGAAAUUCAGCAGAGUCUAGAUUUUGGAGAUAAGUAAUAUAAGCCUUGUCAUGCUAGGCAAUUCUUGCUAUUUCUGAUAGUGUUUACAUUUUUCAUUGCAGUGUGGAAAUUGAUUUCCCCCGUAGUAAGACAGAACAAAGUUAUGCACCAUGAAGAGCCUAUGCGGGGAGUAUAAAAUCUAGCUUCAGGAUUUUGGAUUUUGUUCUUCCACGAAUGUAUAAAUCUAGCACAAGUUCUUUUUUUUGGCAGAUUUGUAUCUCUAUUUUUUCUUCAUUUGUUGUGGCAAUCAAAUUGUGUGUCAGAGUACAAAAUAAAGAUAACCCCUGAAAAACAA
Molecule: messenger RNA, 1782 nt
Organism: Coffea arabica (coffee)
Lineage: Eukaryota; Viridiplantae; Streptophyta; Magnoliopsida; Gentianales; Rubiaceae
Cellular component (GO): membrane
Source: RefSeq, a predicted model, not a curated record